Cyclocybe aegerita is the source of this 4602-nucleotide messenger RNA. NCBI's taxonomy places the organism in Eukaryota, Fungi, Basidiomycota, Agaricomycetes, Agaricales, Hemipholiotaceae. The record is from the annotation of a GenBank genome assembly.
AUGGCCUCAUCCGAAGACGAGCUCGACUGCUUGGCGAACCUGCUCGUUCCAGAGGCGGAUAGCAGCGAUUUGGAGGGCAACGAGCUGGAGAUGGACGUAGAUCAUGAUGACCCUAUGGUGAAGGGGCCGCCAUCUGAUGAGCAUGAGGCAGGGAAGGCGAUAAGCUCGACAUCGAAUGACACAGCCGGCAACGAGGCGGCAGGGCUUCUCAUGGCCGCACCCCACGUUCCCACCACUAUUGGGACGCACAGUACAGGCAGUCAGUCUCCGCCGACACCAUCAAUGUCCGAUACGACGACGAUAGUGCCGUCAUCGAGCUCGUCGUCUGCGGAACACACAACUGGAUCCGGAUCUGGCGACAUGUCAGCCUCGUCGGCGUCACCCACACUGACCUUGGUGGACUCGAGCCCUGGGCCCUCUACGACCUCUACGAAACCCAAAUCCACGGAGACGCAAACGCCAACGCGGGUUUGGAAUCCUUUCGAUUCUUGGAAGGGACCGCGACAUGUGUAUGGGCGUGGAUUCUUGCCCCUUCCUGACACAGUGCAGAUGCUGGCGAGGAAGAGGACGGUGGAGGGAAUGGAGAAGGGGAUUCAGGGUGGAGGGGCGUCAACAUUGAGCUCUUCGUCACCACCAGCUAAAGGGCGAAAAACUAUUGGGAGUGCCCCAAUACCCCAGGUUCAGGAUGAUGCUGUGAAUAUAGGACCACCCGCAAAGCGUAUAAAACGCUCCAAGUCAAGACGAUCCACUUCAAGUGCGACUCCACCGAAGCCCGCGACUACUUCAAUGCCUGCUGCCUCCACCUCAACAUCACCCGCGAAAGCUAACACCAAUGCCGUCACCGACGCAAAUCCUCCCGAAAAGCUCAUGAUCAGGAUUAAGCUUUCUCCCAGCAAAUCCGUCUCUUCUUUCACAUCCACUUCCGCGACGAAGGUCGCACCACCUUCAAGUUCGUCUACACCUCCACCAAAACCUUUGCCACCGAAAUCUCGCCCACCUCUACCGACAAGGAUAAAUACUUCUACUUCGUCAGCCGCCUCAAAGGCAUUAAAGACGAGCGACAUCAGUAAACCUCAAGUGAAUGGAGCUGAGUCUACGGCGACACCUCUACGAUCUGCCUCCACAUCUAGUGCCGAUAUGCAAAUACCGAAUUUACCAGACCCCGAUAUUUUCCUUCGGUCACGUCCACCUCUUAACACAUAUCCCUUUACUUCUACAGGUCGGCGAACUACUAAUUCCCCCUCCUUUUCUUCCAUUCCUCCGCCGCCCAUCCCGACCCGCACUCCGAGCGGCAAACCCAGCCCAGCCUCUACUCGCACGUCAAGCCACAGCUCAACCCCGAAGCCAACACCCAAGCAAGACAAAGUCAUCGUUAAGCAGAGCCCCAAGCCCGAAACCGUUCCUCCUAAUCCUCCGAACAUCUCCCUUGCGAUCCAUCGCGGCGCCGACGCCCUCUCCACGCUCUUCGCGACAGAGAACGAGAAGAGCGUGGAGUCGUACAAGACGCAGUUGGAUAUAGCCCUGGAGCAGGUCACACAGCUACAUGCAGAGGUGGAACGGUUUGCUGAGGUACGUGCGGAGCUAGGGAAGGCAAGGACGGAGGCUGAGGAGGCGGCUAAUGUGCGAGAGGAGCUUGAAGUAGCGAAGGUAGAGAGGGCGGAGGCGAAGAAAGAGGCUGAGGAGGCGAAGAAGCAAGAGGCGAAGAGCUGGAGGCACCAGACCGAGAGCCAUGCUCGCGAGAAGGCGUACUGGAAGGAGGCACUCGAGAAGAUCCAGGCGGACACGGAGGCGCAGGUCUCCAAAGCUGCUGGCGAAACAGCAGACGCCCGGGCCGAGGUCGUCAAACUCCAAACAAGGAUCGCGGUAUUGGAAGAGGAGAAGACGCAGGACGAAGGGACGGCAGAGCGCACCAACACCUUGGAAUCUCAGAUGACUGUGCUGGAAGCAGAGAAGUCGCAGGUGCAAGAGGACCUCCGCCACACACAGGACAAACUCGCCGAAGUUGGCAGCACAGCUCGGGAUGCGCUCUCCAAAGUCCGCGAUGCCUGGCAGGAGCUUGACAAGGCACAGAGGGAGACUACGGGCGCGAGGAGGGAAGCGGAGGAGGCGAGGAAUCGGGAGGAUGAGGUGGUGCAGAGGCUUGAGGAGAUGCAAGCCAAGGCCGUAGAGAUUCAGUCUGGGUUUGACGAAACGAAGGCCACGCUUGCGGAGAGUCAGAACAGUCUUGAAGCGAGCGAGUUGCGUGCGACCAAUGCGGAGGUGCGUGUGCAGGAACUGAAGGACGCGAUGGCGAAGCGCGAGGAGGAGUGUGAAGCUGAGUGGGUGACAUGGAAGGGGAAGUGGAAGACUGUGGAGAAGGAUAGGAACGACGAGCGGACGAGGUGGGAGGAGGAGAGGAAGACUUGGGAGAAGGCCCAACUCGAGUUCCAAGUCGGAUAUGACGCUCUCAUCCAAGAGCAGGCGGCUUGGGAAGAAGAGAGGAAGGGCUGGGCUGAGGAGCGGAGUAUUUUCACCGAGGAACGCGAAGCUUGGCGGAAAGAGCGUACCACACUUGCUGAAGAGUCUUCAACAGCCCGCAAGAAGGUUCUCGGUGCCGUCCAAGCCAUCCUAGCAGAUGAACGCCGCCUCUGCCGUGAUGAACGUUUCCGCCUCAUCCAGUCUUUCGAAUCUACUUUCCCGGGACUCGCCGCUCGUGCCCAACGUCUGGAAGAAGUAUCUUCUCAAGCGGAAGCAGAGUGCCUCAUAUCCGUAUCCGCCCUGCUGCAGAUGCAGCAUGUGGCCGACGAGGCGCUCGCUCGUGUUGAAAGAGCUUCGGAAGGGGUCCGCGAGGCGCAGGCGCUGGCCAACGAGUUCGAGGCUGCCAACCGCACCCUGGAGGAGACAAUCGUCGCUCUACGAGUGGAGCGAGGCGAGGCGAGGGAGGAGGUUGAGAAAGAGAAGAAGAGGGCCGACACGCUGACGGCGAGGCUCAGCGUAGUCGAGGCUAGCAGCAAGGAGCUAGAGAACACAGUUGUUGAACUGCGUGUGGGGCGAGCGAAGGAGGAGAAGGAUGCGUUGAACUUGAAGGCCGCGGUGUCUGAGCUUAAGCAACGGGUAGGGGUGCUCGACAAGGAACUCCAAGUUGCUACUGAUGAGCUCGAGAAGACCAGGGAGGAGCUCGAGGAGAGGAAGGUGGAGCUCAGCAAGAUGGAGGCGGAGCUUAAGAAGGCGGAGGAUACAGCGGCAAAGGUGCAAGGGCUGGAGCACGACAAGCACGAACUGCAGUCGACCCUCGGCAUCAUGCUUGACGAGCGCCAGAGGUGGGAGAACGAGGUCAGCCAGCGGGUAGAGGGCCGUGUCGCGGAAGAGGUGGCGCAGAAAGUACAAGAAGAACGCCAACAGCUUUCUGCCGACACGGAGAAGAGGGUUGCAGAGGAGAGAGAGCGAGCUGAGGCCCAAAUCGCCGACCUCUGGGCCACCCAGGAGGAGGAACGUCAAAGGGUGAAGGACGAGGCGGAGCGGCAUCUCGAGGAUGUGCGUGCUGGGACUGUGCGGAGGUUCGAGGAGAUCCGCGAGGAGGGUCGGCGCCGCGUUGAGACUUUAGAGAAGGAGCUAGUGGGUCACAAGAAACGGCUGAAGGAGGUCAUGGACGAGAAUAUCGAGAUUCUGAAGCAGAAGAGGGCGUUUGAGGAGGAGCUCAAGAAGGUCCAUUCAGCACCGUCGUCACCAACGCCACCCUCUGCUGCUGCUACCAAAGAAUGGGAAUCUCGCCUCGACAACCUCCAAAAGCUUAUCGAGGCUCGUGACAAGAAGAUGGCUCUGCUCGAGACAAGCCUCACCACUGCCCGUUCCGUCACCCAGAAGGCUGAGGAGGGCCGUCGCACCGCACAACAGGAGGUCGAGCUCGGGGCCAAGAAGGCCGAUCUGCUCGAGAUGCGGCUGGUCGAGGAGAAGGAGCGUUCACAGAAGGCGGAGGAAAGGGCUGUGUUACUGGAGAAGGAGGGACAGUUGUGCGUGGCCGAACUCCAGAAAAAGCUUGCUGCGGAGAGCGAGAAGAUGCAACAGGAACGGGCGAACAUGCUGCGCUUGAGCAAGAUCUGGGAGGAGGAGAAAGUCGAUAUCGACACCUUAAAGGCCGAACAUGCGAAAGCACUCAAAGAUGCCUUAACCAGCUUCGACGAGAACCUGGAGCAGAAACUGGAACAGGAAAGGAAGGCCUUCGACAAAGAGAGGAAAGUAUUCGACAAGGAGAAGGUACAGCUGCAGAAGAAGGCUGCUACUGCCACUGCCAGCAAGGAACUUCAAAAGGAGCUGCAGAAGGCCCGUACGGACUACAUGCGGCUAGAACAGGACCGGAACAAGUUCGUUGCGGACUGCACGAAGCUCAAGGACGCGUGGAUGGAGGAGAAGGCGGUGCUGGAGGCGAGAGUACGGGAGUUGAGAGAGGCGUUGCGGAAGGCGCAGACGACGGACGAGCAGGAGCCGCCCACUCUCAGACGGUCGGAGAGGGCAAAGGAGAAGGCUAUUGCGAGUGCAAGUGCAAUUGCGCCACAGGCUGCUGAAAGCUCGAGUCCACGGAGAGAGACGCGGUCGUCUGCGAAGAUCAAACAAGAAGUUUUUUGA